This is a messenger RNA of Folsomia candida, 550 nucleotides long. Its product is annotated as glycine-rich protein. The coding region runs from base 121 to 363 and encodes 80 amino acids. The record is from RefSeq and is a predicted model, not a curated record. Lineage: Eukaryota; Metazoa; Arthropoda; Collembola; Entomobryomorpha; Isotomidae. The transcript is spliced from 6 exons.
AAAAUUUGUAUAUAAACUGCGGAAAGUCUGUGACUUAUUCAGUAUCGAGUUCUGACUUCAAUCAGUAAACCUUCCAGCUUAACCUGCAAUCUGCAAAGAAUACCCUACGCUAUACUUAAAAUGGCCAAAUUCAUUGUUGCCUUCCUUGUCGCCAUCGCCAUCGUAGCAACAUUGGCACACCCUGCCGAAGAAAAGAAAGAGACGCUCCAAGCUGAAAAUUCGUUUGGUCUUGGAUAUGGCCUAUAUGGUGGUGGCCUAGGGCUUGGUCUUGGGGGUCUUGGUGGUUUCGGCGGACUUGGAUAUGGGGGUUACGGAGGCUACGGUGGUUACGGCUUGGGUGGUCUGGGGUUUGGCAGACGUUAAAACUCCUUAAUUCCUUCCUUUUGUACCCGAAAUAAUUUUUAGCUCAAAAUUAUCUUUAUUUAUCCGACUUGAGUAUUUAUAUACAGUUCAGUGACAAAUUGCACUUUACAAACAUUGGCUUAAACACAUUACAAAUUUCAAAAAUCAGAGAAUAAAACCAAAUUAUUUUUCCAUUCAGCAAAAAAUA